AUGUCCCCCACGACCGCGCUACAGGGCCGCCUGAAAGAGCUCUCGACAUGCCUGGGUCAAAUACAGCCCCUAGUUGACCGACUGCGCGAUUUUACUUCUUCCAUCGGCCAGGGCGAUGAAGCGCGCCUUGAACUUGGAAGCGAGAUACAUUCGCGGUUGAAAGAAGCCGAGCAAGAGUUAGAGCUACUGCGCGUUGAGGUCGAAGCGCUUGAAACAGCAGAUAACAGGCGGAGGUCGUCUGCUGUGCAUGGAGAAAAAGAGGCCGAGAGAGAGCGGGUUGCCUCUAUGGCGGGGCGAUUGGCGGAGGAACUGAAGAAGUUGCGAGCUGAUUUCCGAACCGCGCAACUACAAGCGAAGCGGAACGCUGAGCUUGCUAAGCGCAAGGAAAGAGAGUUGCUAAUGUCGAGAUCGCACUCCGAGAAGAAGCAGCCGACGGAAAAGUUCACUCAAGACGAUCUUGUUUUGAAUGCUUCGAACGACGUGACAUCUGCGCUACGCAGGACACAUCAACUGAUGCAGGCGGAGCUGUCCCGUAGUCAAUUUGCUCAAUCGACUCUAGAACAAUCAACUGCCGCGAUCUCAUCACUAUCGGAGUCGUAUAGCAGUCUUGAUACGCUUCUCUCCUCAUCCCGCACUCUCGCAAACUCUCUUCUCCGCUCUCAAAAGUCUGAUACAUGGUAUCUUGAGACCGCAUUCUACAUCCUCAUCGGGACAAUUAGCUGGCUUCUAUUCAGACGGGUUUUCUAUGGGCCUCUUUGGUGGCUUGUAUGGCAACCUUUGAAGCUUAUCGCUCGGGUUAUGUUUGCGGCCCUAGGUGCUGCCGGUCUCUCCAGUACAGCGGUACAGACUGCUUCCGGAUCGCUAUCGAGUGAUAUAUCUUCCGCUCUUCGUCAAACAGCUACGGCUGCUAUGGCAGCAACCGGGACAUCUAGCACCGCAUGGGAGCAUGAGACGCCGGCGUCGGCUGAUACUGAUCGUGUGAUGGACAAGAUUGGAGAAAUGGCCGAACAAGCUAAACAACACGGGAUAGACCUUGACGACAUCACUGUGGAUGAGAGUGCAGACGAAGAACUUCCUCGUAAUCCAAAAAAGAGGAUGUUUGAAGGCGAGAUACCGGAACCAGUCCUCCGAGACGAGCUAUAG
Molecule: messenger RNA, 1143 nt
Organism: Penicillium bovifimosum
Lineage: Eukaryota; Fungi; Ascomycota; Eurotiomycetes; Eurotiales; Aspergillaceae
Product: putative protein transport membrane glycoprotein Sec20
Exons: 3
Coding region: 1-1143 (380 amino acids)
Biological process (GO): retrograde vesicle-mediated transport, Golgi to endoplasmic reticulum
Cellular component (GO): endoplasmic reticulum; SNARE complex
Molecular function (GO): SNAP receptor activity
Source: RefSeq, a predicted model, not a curated record